Molecule: messenger RNA, 1285 nt
Organism: Pelecanus crispus (Dalmatian pelican)
Lineage: Eukaryota; Metazoa; Chordata; Aves; Pelecaniformes; Pelecanidae
Source: RefSeq, a predicted model, not a curated record
GCGGGACGUGGGGCUGUGCGGGGUGCUGAAAGAGAUCGCCAGUGCCGACGAGGAGGGGCUGCAGUGGGCGAAGACAGGCUCAAGCUACACGCUGGCCGUGUGCCACUGGCUUUCCUCGCUGCAUGGCUCCUUGUUCCCCCACCUCUCGCUGAACAGCGAAGACAUGAUCGCGACGUUCUCCCAGGCAGUGGACUGGGCCGGCUGCACCGUCCGGGCCUUUGCCUGGCACCCUCACACCAGCAAGUUUGCCGUGGCUCUUCUGGAUGACUCCAUUCGGGUCUACAACUCCAACAGCGCCACCAUCCCCUCGCUGAAGCAUCGCCUGCAGAGGAACGUGGCUGCCAUGCCUGAAAGCGCCUCCUGCCUUGCGGUCGCCUGCCAGAGCUGCGUCCUGGUGUGGCACCUGGAUCCCACCUCCCUCUCCACGAGACCGUCGUCCGGCUGCGCUCAGGUGCUGUCCUACCCGGGGCACAGCCCCGUCACCAGCCUGGCGUGGGCUCCCAGCGGGGAGCUGCUGCUCUCGGCGUCGCCGGUCAACGCAGCCAUGCUGGUGUGGGACGUGUCCACCGAAAACUGCGUCCAGCUGCAGUGGUUUGGGGGCGGGGGUGUCACUUACUUGGCUUGGUCACCGGACGGCAGCAAGAUCCUGGCAGCCACUCCCUCCGCAGUGUUCAGAGUGUGGGAGGCUCAGAUGUGGACAUGCGAGCGGUGGCCCACUAUCAAAGGACGCUGCCAGACGGGGUGCUGGAGCCCUGACGGCAGCCGACUGCUCUUCACGGUGCUGGGCGAGUCAGUCAUCUACUCCUUGUCCUUCUCGGAGUACCGGGGGGAGAUGCAAGGGCAAGUGGGAGGCUCGAAAACAGCUUCUAUUGUGGCAGAUCUGUCCGAGACCACCUUCGAGACGCUCUACGGGGAGGAGAGGAUUGGAGGAGAAGUCCACUCCAUGGUGUGGGACCCCACCGGUGAGAGGCUGGCCGUGAUCAUCAGGGGGCACGCCGACGCUCCCGGGAGUCAGACGGUCAUCGCAGUGUUUCGCACCCGCAACAGCCCCGUGUUUGAGCUCCUGCCGUGUGGUUUCCUGCGAGGCGAGCGUGGUGCGCAGCCCCAGAUCAUCGCCUUCCACCCCUGCUUCAAGAAGGGUGCCCUCCUGACCGUGUGCUGGUCCACGGGGAAGAUCAGCCACAUCCCCUUCUUCUUCGUGAGCACCCAUGUCCCCUGCGCCAGCCCCAGCCCCGUCAUGGCCAGCGCCAGUGUGCGGGAGCAGCCCCUCUUCUCGGAGCUGUGA